This is a messenger RNA of Exophiala viscosa, 2091 nucleotides long. Its product is annotated as putative mao-B. The transcript is spliced from 2 exons. NCBI's taxonomy places the organism in Eukaryota, Fungi, Ascomycota, Eurotiomycetes, Chaetothyriales, Herpotrichiellaceae. The coding region runs from base 210 to 2018 and encodes 602 amino acids. Gene Ontology annotation, molecular function: oxidoreductase activity. The record is from RefSeq and is a predicted model, not a curated record.
GCUCCUCCGAGUCUUAUCGCGUAUCUUGUAUGUACAGCACGACCGAGCAUCUCCGCAUUCUCCAAAGGCCUGAUUGAGGGCCGAAUGGUCGUUGAAAUCCGUGGUUCAUAUAACAGGUCUUGCAAACCUACAGGAUUACUUGUGUCGAUAUUGACCGUCGACCAUCCCUGCAUGACACUGACAAUUCAGAGAAAGGACGAAGACUCAUAAUGGCUCCAGACUCAAAGCCACAGGCCAGCGUGCACACUAUCGACCCGUAUCGCCUGUUCGACUCACGCCCGGUCUUCUCGCAUGUCGCAACGUCAACAGGCCCAACCCGUAUCGUCGCAACAGCUGGCCAAGUCGGCGCCGACGAGCAUGGCAAAGUCCCCAAGGAUAUCGACGAGCAAAUUGAUCUGGCUAUGAGAAAUCUAGGCCGGUGCCUCGAAGCCGCUGGCGCUACACCAGCAGACGUCUUCAAGCUGGUCUACUAUAUCGUCGACUACGACCCGAAUAACCGCCGACACACCAAGCAUGUGAAAGCAUUCCUGAAUGGUCACCGCCCAGCGACGACAUUGGUUCCGGUGCCUGCAUUGGCGGCUCCCGACUAUAAGUUCGAGAUCGAAGCCUAUGCUGCAGUCAGACAGGAGCCGCUCCGAAGCGUGGAGGUGGUCGUUGUUGGUGGUGGUCUAAGUGGUUUAAAGACUGCGUACGACCUGCAACGAGCCGGCGUUUCUUGCGUCGUUGUAGAAGCUCGCGACCGCGUUGGAGGCAAGACGUGGUCCGUCGAUCCAACUGGGCAAGGCAAGUUCGUGGAUGUGGGCGCUGCAUGGAUCAACGACACGAAUCAGUCCAAGAUCUAUGAGCUCGCCAAAUUUCUUAAGCUGGAAAUGGUCAUGCAGAAAACGGAUGGCAACAUCAUCCAGGAAGAUCUCGGCGGCGGACUGGGUGUGUUCGAGUACGGUGGCACACCCAAGGCUCUGGCCGAGAAGGAUGGUGUUGAGAGUAUGGUGUUCAUCCGCGAAUUGUUUGAGAAGCUAUGUCAGGAGUUGGAUAUCGUAGAUCCUGUCGGUACCGGUGGUCAGUUCGACAAGAUGACCUUGGAAGAGUGGUGCAAGAAAGAGACGAAGUCGGAAACGGCGUUUGCAACCGUGACGUUGUGGACGAGAGCGAUGCUGGGUCUGGAGCCCAGGGAGAUGAGUGCUCUUUACUUCCUGAACUAUUGCAAGAGUGGUGGUGGGUUGUUGCAGAUGCGGUCGGAUUUCAAGCAUGGCGGACAGCACCUCAGGUUCAUCAGGGGCACUCAAUCAAUGUCAAUCGAAUUGGCAAAAUUGUUGACACCAGGCACAGUCAUCCUCAACUCACCUGUUCGCCACAUCUCGCAAUCUCCUGAAGGAAUAUAUGUCUCUGCAGGUCGGGGAGACUUCAAGUGUCAGCGGGUAGUCGUUUCAGUGCCAACACCCCUGUACAAAGACAUCACAUUCGACCCACCUUUGCCCGAAGCCAAGGUCGAAAUUGGCCAGAACAACGUUCUUGGAUACACAUUGAAGGUAUUGGUGUUGUACAAGGAACCUUGGUGGCGCAAAGCCGGACUAGUCGGAGCCGUCAUGUCGUUCGUUGGGCCAAUUACCACUUGCCGCGACACAAGCAACGACGAGAAGGGUGAAUAUUCUUUGACGUGCUUCACCAACGGCGACUUUGGGCGGAAGAUGUCCCUUCUUCCGCAACAAGAGAGGCACAACAACAUUCUGGCGCACAUCAAACGUAUGUUUGGGAAAUAUGCUGAUGUGCAAGAUCCAAUUGCCAUCACGGAGCAUGAGUGGUCCAAGGAUCAGUGGGCACAAGGCUGUCCUUGUCCUGCAUCGCCGCCGGGAAUCAUGACCAAGUACGACAAGGAGCUCAGGACAACCCAUGGAAAGGUGCAUUUUGUCGGGACAGAAACUGCAUAUGAAUGGAAGGGGUAUAUGGACGGUGCAGUGAGAUCUGGCGAAAGGGGUGCAAAGGAGAUUAUUGCUGCUCUGGGGCGGGCUAAGUUGUAGAUAGCAGCACUAGAACCGACCUACCGGAGGCACAUCCCUUAGUUCUCAGCCUCGCAACAAUUUUAUCAACAGC